This is a messenger RNA of Lontra canadensis (Northern American river otter), 1167 nucleotides long. RefSeq names its product collagen alpha-1(I) chain-like. The record is from RefSeq and is a predicted model, not a curated record. The transcript has 2 exons. Lineage: Eukaryota; Metazoa; Chordata; Mammalia; Carnivora; Mustelidae. The coding region runs from base 1 to 1167 and encodes 388 amino acids.
AUGGUGGGAGGGGGCGGGGCCUCCGCGCUCCAAGGAAGGGGGCAGGAAAAAUCUCCCCCAACCCCCGCCGGGCUCCGGGUCGGGAACCAGAGAGGGUCCGGCGGGCUCGGGGCUCCGAGGCCACAGGUGACCAGGGCGCCGGGCGACCGAGGCGACGCCGGGCCGGUCCCAGCGUGUGAGCCAAAGUCGGAGGGAUCGGAGGGCGCCGGGAUCCCCUCAGCCCACGCCCGGGAUCCCCCGGGCUCGGCACAGUCCGGGAUUUGCUCUGUCCAGUCCAGAUCGGCCGGCUCCGGGCUCCGCCGGGGUCUGCCUGCCCUGCCGGGAGUGAGCGGACACCACUGGGCGCCCGGGGCGCGCUCAACCAGGACCCAGAAGGUCCGCACUCCGGCACCCGCGGCUCCGGAGCGGCCGCGAGAGUCCGCUCAGCCCGGCCCCGCUGUCCGCCGGGGGCGAGAAGGCUCCCACCUCUCAGUCUGCGGUCGGAAAGGUCCGGAAACCGCCGGGUCCGGGGGGAGGGGCGGCGGCGGCCGCGGGGACCGGGUCCCCGCGGGGCCGGGCCGAGAGCGCGCGAGGCAGGGGGCCCGGCGGGGCUGGGUUCGGCGGCCCGGGCGCGGGCGGGAGCGGCGCCGGGCGGAGCAGAGGAGGCGAGGAGAGCGAGAGGAGGAGGAGGCGAGGCGCAGGGAAGGGAGGGGAGGAGGCGCGCGCGGCGGGCCCGGGCCGGGCCCGGGCGCACGGGGCUCGCAGCCUCGGCUCCGCUCCCGCCGCCCCCCCGGCCCGCUCCCGCUCCGCUCGCCGCCUCGCCAGCCACCCGGCGCCGGGUCGCUGCCGGUGGGGCAGACCCGCGCGGGGUCGGGGCUGGGCCUCCCUCCGCUGCCUCGCCCUGCCCUGCCCCGCCGGGGCUCCACGGGCCUGGGCCCGCUCCCGGAGCGCCGCGCCGCCAAGCCGCCCGCGCCCCGGCCGUCCCCGGCCCGCCCCGCCGACCCCCGCCGGACUGGCCGCCCCGGCGGGCGCUGGCUCCCUCAAAGGCCGCCCGGCUCGCUCGGCUCGGCUCGCUCGGCGCUGUCAGAGAAGGGGCCGGCCCUGCGCGCCGGGAGGGAGCUUUUAAAGCGACACACACGCCGCCCAGCGCCGAGCGCCGAGCGCGCGAGCCGGGGGACCUUGCUUUGA